CCUUGAGUGUUAUGAUUGGUUAACGUUGUAGUUGCUCGUCAGUGACGACAAUCAGAUGCGCCUACAGCGCCACGAGAAUUGCGAAAACGCACUGGGGGUCAGGAUGUUGUGGGCUCAAUGUCACUGAGGUUUACCAACGAUAGAGACAUAGGAGACAAUGUUAACUCAUCGAUAUAUUUAGAUUUGGAAAUAUAAGUUAUUCUGCUGAGAGGUAUCCUCUUAUACCCUCCCCCCUAUUCUAGCUGCAUGUCUACUGGCCCACCAUGUCCACCCCGACUUGUAGAAUGAUGGAGCUGCUCCUGCGCUCCUCUUGCUGCCACACCAUCAGAAGUAGAACCUGUUUACCAAAGGCAGUGUUAUCCCCUGUGACCUCCACUGGCUUUUGUGUUCCUGGGGUACCACUCCUACAUAGAAGGGCCUACAGCCUGGACUCUUUGGGUCCUGGUCGGCCCCCGUUAGGUCCAAACUCAGAAAGGAUGUCUCCCUCAACAACACUUGCACACAGGAACCUGUCUGCAGCUGCUGUAAAGGGCCAGUUUCGGCCUCUUUGCCAGUAUGACUACCUGGACCUUGGUGAAGUUGAAGAGAAUAUAUGCCGUGCUCAAGCCUGCAAAAAAAUCAGACACUUCCUAGUGGAUCCACACCUGGCCAAUAUUGUAGCACAGCAUUUAGGACCUGAACUACAGGAUGCUAAAACUGUUAUCUUUGAUUGCAACCCAGGUCCUGGGGUGUUGACAAGAACACUGCUAAAUGCUGGAGCCCAAAGAGUUGUGGCCCUUGAGGGUGACAGAUCUUUCCUACAUGAGCUACAGGAGCUGGAGGGACGUCUUGAUGGUCAGCUGGAAGUAGUUCACUGUGAUUACUUUAAACUCGACCCUAUUGGCAGCGGCAACGUGAAACCCCCAACUAUGUUCACUGACAAACUGUUCACUGACCUGGGAAUAUCUGAGGCUGCUUGGACUGAUGACAUUCCAGUGAAGGUGGUGGGAAUCCUGCCCCAGCGUAAUGAGCGCGGCAUGCUGUUGAAGAUGGCUUACGCCUUAUUUGAGCGCUUGUCUGUUUACAGAUAUGGAAGAAUAGAGCUCAACUUCUUCAUUAGCGAGAAGGAAUACAACAAACUGGUGUCACGUCCUGGUGAUAUGAUCCACUAUAGAGCCUUUGGUGUCCUCUGGCAGAUGGCUUGUGAUAUCGACCUUCUGCACAAGGAGCCCUGGGAGUCAUUUGUGGUGUCUGCAAGACAGAAUGCAACUACCUCUAAGGGCAAGCUUCCAAAUGAUCACUUGUGCCUGGUGCGUCUACGUCCACGGGCUGAGCUUUUCUCUGCAGGCCUCACUCCCUCUAAUGCUUCAACCCUGCUGAUGAUGGUUAAACAGUGUUUGGCAAAGAGGAAGGUCAAGCUCAUCGACAGGCUUAAUCUCUGGUCACCUGAUAGUGGCAGUAAACUGUUAUCAGAGAUGGGCUUGCCAGAAGACAUACUGACAGGCCACGUUUACCCUGAUGAGUAUCUUCGACUGUUUCAGCUGAUGGACAAGAGCCAGGAGUUCACACAGAGCUGGCUGUAUGAAGAGAUCCUGGAGAACACACAGAGGGAGGGCUGGGGCUAAGAUGCAGACAAAAAGGUCACAUGUAUAGAUUUAUUAAACUGAAACAAAGCAGACACAUACAUUUGACAAUACAUGGAAAAUAUACUAGAUUGUAAUAUAACUGACUCUUUAAUAACAUGAUGUAAUGAAAUGACAGUGUAAAGAAACAAAUAAUUAUGUAAUUCAUGAAAUGAUCAUAAAUAGUUUUGUUUCUGGAGUAAUUUAAGGGUGUGAUGCUGGGUCAAUGUUGAGAUUUUAGAAAAAAACUCAUUUAUUAUUAAACCUAAAACAUUUUCCAGUGUAGCUGAUAGCAAGUCAGGAAGAGAACACAUUCUCCUAAUACCUCAUAAAUGCACCAGGUCAUGCAGAUGGUCUUAUACAUGUGGAUGGACUACACUACAGCAAGUGAUGCAUCUGCAGUUUAGCCCUGCCAGUGUAUUGUGAAAGCAUGUGUAUGAUGUAAAAUUAUUUUCCCUUCAAUUCAUGAGUAUAUAACAUCAAGUGUUGUGUAUAUUUUUGUAUUUCCAUUCACGUGUGUUUGCUUAGGCUUGUCUAAAUGUGUGAAAUAUGAUACUUUAUGGAAUGUGUAAGCUUUGUUUUAUUUAAUAUACCACCAGGAAAUGCAUUUGUAUGGCUGAGAGAUUAAUUUCAGUUGUUGGCACUGUCAGAACUUUCAUUUAGAAGAAAAUAAUACAUCUAAAACUUUGCCUCCCUUAUUGCAUCUGUUUUGAUGUAACUUGUAAAGCAGUUGUAUACAUGUAAUAUAAUGGAUUAUUAAAUAAAUUAUUUUA
Molecule: messenger RNA, 2374 nt
Organism: Melanotaenia boesemani (Boeseman's rainbowfish)
Lineage: Eukaryota; Metazoa; Chordata; Actinopteri; Atheriniformes; Melanotaeniidae
Gene: tfb2m
Product: transcription factor B2, mitochondrial
Exons: 10
Coding region: 264-1604 (446 amino acids)
Biological process (GO): transcription initiation at mitochondrial promoter; rRNA methylation
Cellular component (GO): mitochondrial matrix
Molecular function (GO): mitochondrial transcription factor activity; rRNA (adenine-N6,N6-)-dimethyltransferase activity
Source: RefSeq, a predicted model, not a curated record